Molecule: messenger RNA, 1625 nt
Organism: Glycine soja
Lineage: Eukaryota; Viridiplantae; Streptophyta; Magnoliopsida; Fabales; Fabaceae
Product: branched-chain amino acid aminotransferase 2, chloroplastic-like
Exons: 10
Coding region: 91-1329 (412 amino acids)
Biological process (GO): branched-chain amino acid metabolic process
Cellular component (GO): chloroplast
Molecular function (GO): branched-chain-amino-acid:2-oxoglutarate transaminase activity
Source: RefSeq, a predicted model, not a curated record
AUAUAGUACAAGUUAGUAAGUAAAGGAAAGAAGGCACGUGCAGUACGUAGGCUGUUCUUGUGGGUGUUGUUGGAUUGGAAUCGGAGAGAAAUGGAGAGCAGCGCCGUCUACGGAAGCAUUCGACCAAGUUACCCGAUCUGCCCCUCUCGACGUUCUUCCUCUCUUCUCUCUCACCAAUCUCCCUUCCUAUUCGAGCCUUCUCUUUCUCUCAAGCUUCGCAAGCAGUUUCCUCUCAUUUCGCAGAAUUUUCUGGAAGCCGCUUCUCCUCUCAGGCCUUCUGCCACUUUGUCUUCUGAUUCCUACCGUGAGACGAUUGAAUUAGCUGAUAUAGAAUGGGACAACCUUGGUUUUGGGCUUCAACCCACGGAUUAUAUGUAUUCCAUGAAAUGCACACGAGGUGGAACCUUCUCCAAAGGUGAACUGCAGCGUUUUGGUAACAUUGAAUUGAACCCCUCAGCAGGAGUUUUAAACUAUGGCCAGGGAUUAUUUGAGGGUUUGAAAGCGUAUCGGAAACAAGAUGGGAGUAUACUCCUCUUCCGUCCGGAAGAAAAUGGUUUGCGGAUGCAGAUAGGUGCAGAGAGGAUGUGCAUGCCAUCGCCUACUGUUGAGCAGUUUGUGGAAGCUGUAAAGGAGACAGUUUUAGCAAACAAACGUUGGGUUCCCCCUGCAGGUAAAGGUUCCCUGUAUAUUAGACCUUUGCUAAUGGGAAGUGGACCGGUACUUGGUCUUGCACCUGCUCCAGAGUACACCUUUCUAAUAUACGUUUCACCUGUUGGGAACUACUUCAAGGAAGGUUUGGCCCCAAUCAAUUUGAUUGUGGAAAAUGAAUUACAUCGUGCAACUCCUGGUGGCACUGGAGGUGUGAAGACCAUUGGAAACUAUGCUGCAGUUCUGAAGGCACAGUCUGAAGCAAAAGCUAAAGGCUACUCUGAUGUUUUAUACCUUGACUGUGUGCACAAAAGAUAUUUGGAGGAGGUUUCUUCAUGCAACAUUUUUGUUGUUAAGGGUAACGUUAUUUCAACUCCAGCUAUUAAAGGGACAAUCCUACCUGGCAUUACUCGCAAAAGUAUAAUUGAUGUUGCUCGAAGCCAAGGGUUCCAGGUUGAGGAGCGAUUAGUGUCAGUGGAUGAAUUGCUAGAUGCUGACGAGGUCUUCUGCACGGGAACAGCUGUGGUUGUAUCACCUGUUGGCAGUAUUACUUAUCUUGACAAGAGGGUAGCAUAUGGGGAUGGUAUUGGCGUGGUUGCACAGCAACUUUAUACUGUCCUUACCAGAUUACAGAUGGGUCUUACGGAGGAUGAGAUGAAUUGGACUGUUGAGCUGAGAUAAGCGCACCAUGAAUAGUUUGCAGUUCAUGUUUUGCUGGAACACAUGUUCUUUUAAAAUUUCCGAGCUCUAGAAGUUGCUUUUAAAAUUUUGCUAUCAUAUGAUUAGAUGCUGUAGAUAGUAUUAUGGUGUGUUUAUUGCUAUUGAAUGACUAUAGCAAGUACAUACGGUUGCCUCUUGCUAUCUGGAGAAAUCGUUGCCAGUGGAUUAGUAAACCUUUUCAUUGGUUGAAAAAUAGAAUUCUGGUAGAUGCGGUAAUUGUGUACCCUGUUUUUUUAACAAUAUUUUUGGUGGACGUA